Megalops cyprinoides (Indo-Pacific tarpon) is the source of this 2308-nucleotide messenger RNA. Its product is annotated as wiskott-Aldrich syndrome protein family member 1-like. Gene Ontology annotation, cellular component: SCAR complex; lamellipodium; cytoskeleton. The transcript is spliced from 9 exons. The record is from RefSeq and is a predicted model, not a curated record. Lineage: Eukaryota; Metazoa; Chordata; Actinopteri; Elopiformes; Megalopidae. The coding region runs from base 355 to 2028 and encodes 557 amino acids. Gene Ontology annotation, biological process: actin cytoskeleton organization; positive regulation of Arp2/3 complex-mediated actin nucleation. Gene Ontology annotation, molecular function: Arp2/3 complex binding; protein kinase A regulatory subunit binding; actin binding.
CCUACUAUCAUAGCAGGACCGCGAAAAGGAGGAGAUCAACCUACUUUAUACGUGCUACAUCACUGUAACUUUGAAAAAUCUGCAUUAGCCUAUUGAUUCUCAGAAAACUUUAUCAAAUGGCCACAGACAAAAUUGCAAGGGUGUGAUUCAAGUGUGAUGUGGAGUACUUUUUUUUAAUCUUUUUUUUUGGAAAGUAGUUGUGUUUGUAUUCAUCCAUCUGCCCAGGCGUGGUUUAACUGAGUUUCGAAGUUGAAACUGUAACUGGAUAUUUAAGCGGGGGAGCGGUGAGCCCGGGUUUAUCGAGAGAUGGAAAGAACAUGAAAACAGGUGUGGUGGCCUUAGCGGCGGCCCAGAAUGCCUUUGGUGAAGAGGAGCGUGGGCCCCAGGCACCUGUGCCACACGGCGCUGCCGGCGGGCGUGAGGAACGAGCUGGAAUGCGUCUCCAACAUGUCCCUGUCCAACGUCAUCCGACAGCUCAGCAACCUCAGUGUGUAUGCGGAGGAACUUUUUGGGGAGCUGUUUCAGGAGGCGCACUCCUUGGCAUUACGGGUGAGCUCUCUGCAGGGGCGGAUCGAUCACCUGGUUAUCAACAUCACACACCUGGACCCCAGGGAGGAGGAGGUAUCCCUGCAGGAUAUCACCAUGAGGAAGGCUUUCCACAGCUCCACCACACAGGACCAGCAGCUGUUCAACCGCUGGACGCUGCCUCUUCCUCUACAAGAGACCUUUGACCUGUGUGAACAGCCACCACCCCUCAAUAUCCUCUCCCCGUACAGGGAUGAUGGGAAGGAGGGACUGAAGUUCUACACAAACCCCUCCUACUUUUUCGACCUGUGGAGAGAGAAGAUGCUGCAGGACAUGGAGGACAAGAGGAAGGAGAAGAGGAAACAGAGGCUGAAACAUGUUGACACCCCCCCAGAGCUGGAAAGGGUUCCUCGUGCCCCCCAUGACAGGCGGAAAGAGUGGCAGAAGCAAUCCCAGGGCCCCGAGCUGGCCUGGGGGGAGGACGACCCCCAGGGGGAUCACAGACACAGAGACAUGUCCAACUGCUCCAUCACCCGCCCCGACUCCAGACCAUCUCGGCAUAUGGAGCAUAUAGAGGGUGGGCCGUUCUCCCUGGCUACCCCCCAUUACGGCCAAAUGGACACGCCCCACUAUGGAGGCGAUGACGGAAUGUACACCCCACCCCCUGAGCCCCCGCCUGUGGUCCCUCCCCCUGCACCACCCACCUCCUCGCACACUGUCGGAGACGUCAGCACACCUGCUGCGCUUAGCUCCAGGCACAGCAGCAGACAUCCUCAGGAUUCUGCUGGGAUGUCUGUGUUCCUUAACCCAAAUGCCCCUCCCCCACCCCCACUGCCCCCUCAGACACCCCCAUUACCCUCCGCCCUCGCUGGCUCGACCAUGCGGAGCACCGCCCCUCCCCACAUACCCCUCCCUCCAGACCAGCCCCCUGCAGUCCUGCCCCCAUCAACUCCCCUUCAGACUGGCCCAGGGGUCCUGCACCCCGCCCCUCUUCCUGUAGCCCCUCCCCUGCAGCCAGCAACCCCUGCCCAUCUCCCACAGGCCUCAGAGAAUGACCCACCCCCCUCCCAGACAGACGAGAUGAUCCCAGCCCCCUCUCCUCCCACUCUGCCCCUCCCAGGGGGCAUCUCCGGUCCCUCUCCCAUGCCCCUUCCCACAGGUCCGCCCACAGAACCCCCCUCAGCCCCACCCACAGACCCGCCCCCAGGCCUGCCUCCUGUGUCUUCUCUGUCAUUAGGCCCCGCCUCCUCUCCACACAUGCACACGGGACACGAAGUCAAGCUCCACCACUCCAGCCUGCCCGUCAUCAGUGAGGCCAGGAGCGCUCUUCUAAAGGCAAUACUCAAAGGUAUUCAGCUGCGCAAGGUGGAGGAGCAGCUCGACCAAGAGAACAAGCACAAGCGCGUGGGCAACGAUGUGGCCACCAUCCUGUCUCGGCGAAUCGCUGUGGAGUACAGCGACUCAGAGGAGGGCUCGGAGUUCGACGAAGUGGACUGGCUGUAGAGGGCUGCAUUCUGCCCUGCGUAUUCCGCAGUUUGGAAACAACACCGCCAACUGAUGUCUCUAAGUUGCCUUUAAGAGGAAAACUCCAAAAAGCAAACUCUUCUGCAAUUCUUUUCAGUGCUGAAUAGAAGAUGGUGAAAAUUGACUUGAAGUUUUCUAUCGCCACCCGAUGUUGACAAAUGGUAUUGAAGAGCGGUGGUUGAAGAGAGUGUGGUUUUUCUACUUUUCUUUGGUUUUUGGUGUUUUUUUUAGAUGUGCAGUAAUAUCUAGAGUAAGCCAA